UUGGCUGAGAAGCGAAAUGUUUUCAAAAGAAAAAAAAAGACAAGCAAGUACAGUUGCCUUUUGAAAAAAGCACCUUUGGAACAUUCAUGGCCAAAUAUAUAGAUCACUAUAGAUAAUUCAGGAGAUUCCUGGUUGUAUCAUCUAUGUAGUAAAGAAAAUCAGUUAGGGUUAUCAGCUGAGAAGAGCUAUUACUUCUUUUUCUCAGUUUCAGGCCAAAUAAUUAAGCCUUGCUGGCAUUUGAGUCCAGUGGAAUUCAGUAGGAUUUAGUUAUGCUUUUAUUGCAAUGGGAAAUAGAGGUUAUGGCUUCUACAGACAAUAUAACUGGUGGGACAGGAGAAACAAGAAUUUCUCCCAUGUGGUGAAUUUGGCUCGCUCAUCAAAAAUUAUCCAUGUCAGUUAUAGGAUAUUGAAAAGUAACUUAGGUCUUCUGGCAUCCUAUCAGUUGGAAAACAAAUACCAAGCAAUUGGUUUUUUUUAAAAAAGGGAAAGCAGGAACUCCUGAAUAGGAAUGGGCAACCUGAUGCUGUCCAAAAACCUCACUAUGUCUCCCUUGGUUAUUAGGUGAGUUAUAUGGGAAUUGCUUGUUUUAAACAGCUUAGAGCCUGGCUACCUAGGGGGAUGUGUUUCUGCAGAUUCACAUUCUGCAGGAGGAACCAGGUGUGCUGUUUUUUGAGACAGAUCUCUUAGGCAAAUGAAAGAUGGCCUUUUCCUGCAACACUCUCAGACUAUUCAGCUACCACGCUUUCUCUCUUUAGAAAAUACACGAAAACACCUAUUUCAUUAAUACAUAUUUUUCAUUAUUGUGAUUAUUCUUCUAGUUCCUUUAGGACAGGAACAUUAUUUGGAGAUUCAACAGUUGUCCUCAAGGAUCAUUCAGAUUAGAGGAACUAGAGAGCAAAUCCAUUUUAAAUACUACAUUAUGUGCUAUUCUGGAUACAGUCUCUCAAUUUUAUAUUCUCAUAUGUCAAAAAGAAUGUUAAUGCUAUUUUGCAUUCUCACCUAUUAAUUUUUCUUCUAGUUGACAAUUGUCACAACUUUGUGAUGGAAGGUGAGUUUAAAAGGAGAAUGAGAAAUUUCAUGAAGCGUCUCCAAGAUGAGGUAUGAGAAGUCAUCUCUCAUUCAUGGGCCACACUAAACGCUAUUGUCAGACAAGUGUGAUGGCUGUUAUAGAAAUUUGAUAUAGAUGGAUGUAUGGAUGAAUAGAUGGAUGCAAAAUGGAUGGACAGACAGACAGACAGAUUGAUAAGUAGAUGAUAGAUAAAACCUUGGCAAGAAAACUGCAGGGACUUCCAGAAUCAAACAGAGCUGAACUGAGAGGAAUAAAAGAAGAGCUACCCAGAAUCUCUAUAGGAAGUUGAGCAGCUAUAUGAAUUGAAUCAACAGAUCAAUGCAUUUGCACCCCUUACAUCAUUGUAAAUAUUGAUUUAACACAUUUAAUAGGCCAGAAUUGCAAAUGGAGAGUUUACAUGAUUACAUAAUAACAGGGCUUUUUUUUGUCAUAGAACGCCCAGAACGGAGUUCUGGCACCUUUUUUGGAUGGAACCUUGUAGGGAAGAACUAUCUAAAGGUUCAUCAACAACAACAUUAAUAGAAGCAAGGAGGCGUAUUGAGCUACAUACUUCGAGAUCACACAACUAUAAAUUUUCCAGACAUCAGGAAGACAUUACAACACAUGUAAUCCAGCAGGAAGUGGCAUGCCAUGAUUCCUGCUCUACAAAAUAUCACCACCAGGAAGAUCGCCUUACAACAGAAAGAAGUUUGGUGGAAAUAAAACCGGAAGAACACCUGAAGUAUGCUCAGCUGCAGGACUUUAGAAGGAAUAUGUCAGAUGAAGCCUUGCAGAUACACAAGCUGAAAAGAGAGAAUUUGUCUCUCAGAUGCAAGGUUGAAAAACUAGGCGGAGAGAAGGAGGAAUUCUUGAAAGAUAAUAAAUAUCUUAAAGAAGAACUUAACAGAAAGAAAGUCAUAAUUUCUCAUCUGUUGGUGGACAUAGAAGAGCUCCAAUGUGAGAAAAAGGAGCUUAUUGAUAUCAUUCGCUGCCUGCAUUGGAAGAAACAGCAGUUGUGUGAUAAGUUUGAGGAAAAACUGAACAGAGAGAGAGCAUUAAGAAAGGACUGCUGUAGGUCAUUGAUGUAUAGAGACAAGUUAUUAUCACUUGUGAGUAAAGAAUACAAAAAAUGCUUGGUGACUAUCUGGCAAACAAGUGCAGAUGUUGAAAAACCUCGAAUGCUGGAAAAUGAACUAAAAAAGGAAUGGCUUCAAGCUUCCAUAGACAAUCUCAAAACCAAACAUUCCAAAGAAUCUAGACAAUAUAUACAGGGAUGGCUUCAGGAAUCUCUGAAAAACCUGAAGGAGGAUUCCUCUAAGGCAUCAAGAGACACCCUGCCAGAAUGGCUUAAAGCUUCAGUGAUAAAUCUUGAAAAGGAAUGUUCAGAAGAAUUUAGGGAAGAUGUGAAGGAAUGGCUGGAUAUAUCCAUAAAUCAUCUUCAAGAAAAGGGGCCAGAAACAUCCCCAAUUAAUGUGCAGGGAUGGCUUGAAGCAUCUAUUAAAAGUAUUCAAGAUCUUCAGAAAUCUGAGGCAGAAUCUCAAGGUAGCUUAAGAAAGGGAUGGCUUGAAAAAUCAAUAGAGAACCUGACGAAGCAAGGUUCUGAAGUACCUGUAGAGAAUGCAUUACAGUGGCUUGAAGAUUCCUUAGAAAGCCUCUCAUCUUCUAAAGCACCGGAACCAGUUCUGGAAACAUGGCUUCGAGACUCCUUGAAAAACCUAGAAGAGGAAAGUCCUGAAACAUCUAAUAAAGAUGCCAAAGAAUGGCUUGAAAUAUCUAUAAAUAACCUUGAGGAGGAAGGACCUGAAGCACCUCAUCUAAAUACUCAAGAAUGGCUUAAAGAAUCUAUUAAAGGCAUUCAGGAUUUACAGAAGUCUAAGAUAGCUUUUCAAAAGAGCCUAAGAAAUGGAUGGUUUGAAAAAUCAAUACAGAACCUGAAGAAGCAAUAUUCUGAAGAACCAGCGGAGAAUAUAUUACAAUGGCUUCAAGGAUCCCUUGAAAGUUUCUCAGCUUCUGAAGAACCUAGACCAGUUCUGGAAAAAUGGCUUGACGAAUCCGUGAAAAACUUGGAAGAAGAAAGUCCUGAAGCAUUUAAACAAGAUGCCAAAAAAUGGCUUGAAAUAUCUAUUAAGAACUUGGAAGAGGAAAGAGUGGAAGAACUGCAUUUAGGAACUCAGGAAUGGCUUGAAGCCUCUAUUAAAAGCAUUCAGGAUUUAAAGAAGUCUAAGGUAAAAUUUCAAGAUAGCAUAAAUAAUGGAUGGCUUGGAAAAUCAACACACGACCUCCAGAAGCAAUGUUCUGAAGGACCUUUGGAAAAUAUAUUACAGUGGCUUAAAAGAUCUCUAGAAAGCCUGUCAUCUUCUAAAGCACCCCACCUAGUUCUGGAAAAUUGGCUUCAAGAAUCCUUGAAAAACCUGGAACAGGAAAGUCCUGAAGCAGCUAAACAAGAUAUCAAAAAAUGGCUUGAAAUAUCUAUAAUUAACCUUGAACCAGAAGGACCUGAGGUACCACAUCUAGAUCCCCAGGAAUGGCUUGAAGCAUCGAUUAAAGGCAUCCAGGAUUUCAAAAAGCAAUCGUCUAAAGCAUCAAAAGUAAGCCUGACAAACAGCAGGGAGAGAGUGCUUUGGGUAGAGUCUGCCUUAUCUGAAAGGAGCUUAAGGAAUGGAUGGUUGCAAGCAUCUUUAGCAAGUUCCAGAGAACAUGGUUCUAUUGCAUCCAGAACAAGUGUUCAAGCAUGGCUACAAACAUCUUUGAAAAGACUCAGGGAAGAGUUUCCAGAAGGAGCCAGAAACAACUUGGAGGAAUGGCUCCAAGAAUCCAUACAAAAUAUACAGAUGGGAUGUCCUGAAGAAUCCAUGCCAUAUGUGAAGGAAUGGCUUGAUAUUACUCUUAAUCACUUCCAAGAGGGAGGACCUGAAACAUCCCAUCUAAAUGUGAAGGAGUGGCUUGAAACAUCUAUUCAAGGUCUGCAGGAGGAAAUAGUAAAAGAGAUGACAGGAGGAAAAGAUCCUAAAUUAUGGAGGACAAAAGUACCUGUUUUCAAAGGAAUUCCUUCCCAAGAAAAACAGACUUUAAGGAAUAUACUAGGCAAGCUGAGCUUGUGUUGCAGAAAAAAGCAGAAGCAAAUAUUGAAGACUUGUAGACUCAUCCUUCUGACAGUGUUCAUUUUUGCCAUUUAUGUACAUGUUAGACUGCACUGCGUAGUGAGUAAGCAGGGCCUUAGACCUUACUAAAACUGCAGUACCAGGAUGAAAAAGCUCUAGUUGGCAUUAUAGCAACAUUGUAAAAAAUAUAUAAUGUAUAAUAGUCAAAAUCCUUAGUUUGUUCUUUUUUCAUUUUUAAUGCAGUCCAAAUCUGUCUUAUGGCUGGACUUUCACAACAAAGUGUAGGAAAGAUUGAGAUAAUAAGAAACAUGAAAAUUUCUAAUCUCUUUAAAGAGAGAGAAAACACCAGAGAUAUAUUCAAAAGUAAAAUGCAAAAUCAGAUCCAGUCCCCAACCGCUUACUGAAAAUUGCAGUUUCUACAUUUUUCAUCCCAUUGUCAUCUAAGGGUUGUCAUGGGUCAUUUCUAGUUGCUCUGGUUCAAAUCUGCAUUUUCAUUAUGUCUUCUCACUGCUAUUUAGUGUUCAUGAUUGUUGUUGAUGAUGGAUGCUAAACUUCUACCCAUCUUUUCUACAUAGUGGCUUUUACAGUCCUUUUAUUGUAUGUAUGCUAUAUAUGAUUUUUUUUUUCUUCUUCUUGGGCUGUUGAGUCUCUUGGUUUACAAGUAGACCCCAAUUUAUGACAAAAAGUGGACCAGAAUCUCAGUUGUUGAACAAAACUGUCAUGAGAUGUCAUGACUACUUUGCUCAACAACUUCAAUCCUGAGGGAAGUAAAGCAGACCUUGGGGUGUCCUGGGGGGAAAAAGCCUUGGGGCACAUAAGCCUGGGCCUAUGCUAGGCCUCCCAAGGCCUCUCCCACAGCUGAGGCAUCCACGCUCUUCUUAACAACCGUAUGAUCAUUUAACAACCGCAUUAGAGAGAGCAGGGGAUUGGGGUCAUUGAGCAAGACAAUCACAUUGAUCAUCUUACUUAAUGACUGUACAACUUCUGACAGUAAUGGGCAAACUCCAUCAUGGUUACAGUCGAGGACUACCUAGUGUGUGUGUGUGUGUGUGUACAUAUUUGCAAUGGUUGGAAGUGCCUUACUGGCCAUAAAGUACCCUUUCUGAGGCUGUCAUUAUAUUUGAAUCAUUGUUAAGCGAAUGGUCAUUAAGUCAAAGACUAUCUUUACUUAUGAUGUAUUAGAGGGCUUUAGUUGGUUUAUAUAUUAUUGUGAUCCUGUGUGGUUAUAAUAGUCUGUUAAUUGUUUCAAGAGAUGUUUUUGGUGAAAUUUUUAUCUUUUCUGUAGUUUUAGUUGUACCAUAAAGGGUCAAGUUGCCACACACUUUUUGAAAAAUUGUGUGGUUAUCCAUUUUGUUCCUUUUUCUGGUAUUCUAAGUUGCUGCUGUGCAUUUGCAAUCAUCUACCCAGUUCCUUUUGAGGAAAUCUGGAUUGUUACUUUAUUAACAGAGUUCUGGGUUAGUGUAGGUUGUUUUUCAACAGACUUACAUUUCUAAUGCGCUAUCAUUUCCCCUGCUGAGGAUAUCCAGGCAGAGUAGUGUUAUUGUUUUCUCCUUACCUUGUGAAUUUUAUUCCUUUGAAGAUAUUGUGGAUUGUUCCACACAUCUUCUCUUCACUCUGUUCCUUUUUUAUUUUGAUGUCAUCCGCAUAUUGGAUCCAAACUUUUGGUUCUUUGUGUCGGAGUGCUAAAUUUAUAGGCACUGCAUUAUGAUCUCUGUUAUGAGUCAGGAGAAUAUUGAAUCCAUGAAUGUUCCUCUGAUUUGUAUAUUUCUUGGACCCUGAUAUUCUGAAGACAACUGCAUUUGAUAGAAUAUUCAGUCCCCUCUUUGAGCUAUCAAGGUCUUUUUGUAAAAAAAAUUUCAGAGUUUCAUUUUGGGUAAUGAUACAAUUGAAUAAAGAGUAUAUCAGGCUUAUGUAUUUUGGGGUGCCCUUAGGAGCAUGGGAGGCUGGAGCCACUGCUUUUCAUUUGCCCCUGUACUUCUUUUGGGAUUUGUAGACUAUUUGGAUUCAUGUUAUCUGUUUGGGAAGUUUAGUUUGAAAUUUGUUUUCUUUCUUUCAGCUGGUCUUAGAAAUGCAGUCUUGAUGGUAGUUAUCAGCAUUUUUGUGUUUACUGAGGUCAUGGUUUGUUCCAGUUGCUCCUUCAGGUUGUCUAUGAUGUACUAGAUGGCAUUACUAUAAAACACAAACUAAUUAAGUAGCCUAACAAGAAUCAUUUACAAUAUACAGUGUAAGUUCUGUAAAGCCAAAUGUAUGAGACAGGAGAAGACUAGCAGAGGGCAUCCAUGAAAAUCAGCUAGUAGUGAGAAGACAUAAAGAAAACUCCUUAAUCUCAUAAUACAUGGACAGCAAAGCCACCAAAUACCCAGCAUUGGCAGCAAAAUCAGCUGUUCUUCAGCAAAAGAGAAAAACUGCCUGCCACAAAGCACACAAUUUUGGGGGAAGUCCAAGAGGAUUUACCUGUAGUUUCAGCUAGAAGCUUUUGACCAUCCUAGAAUAAACCAAAUUCAAAAACGAUAGGGAAUUUCUGGAAGCUUGGCAUUCAGACAAAUCAGCCAUCAGUUGAAUCAUAGAGAUAAAAUUUACACACUACUCAAAAGAGACUAUAAAAAGCUAAGAAGGAAACAAAAAGACAAGAAUAUAUUUACUCCAGCAGUCUACACCCAAAAAGUAGGAAUGAACACCAAACAAUCCAGCAGAAUAUAAUACCCUAAUUAAGCUGCUAACAAGGAGAAAACAAUACCUGCAACAGUGGCCGGGCAAACUACUGUAUAGAAAUUGGUAGCACCCCCCCCCCACCAUACACUGACAUUGAUACCAGUUGACUAGACAAGCAAAGAAUGAAGCUCAGAGUAUCAAGGAUUCCACAGUUCAACACUGAACUAUAGAUAUUCUCUUCUAUCAGAUCUCUUUCUGGAAAUACCAAAAUGAAGAAGUCGUAUUUUCUAGUUUCCUAUGCAGCAAGUUGAUAGUGUUCUUUCAUUUUUUUCAACAUCUGCAAUAAUUAAAUAUUGAUUUAAUAGUGAAUUUGUAGUCUAAAACCAGAGGUGGAAGCAAUUUUCCCAGAACUGCCUUGGCUUAGAGUAUCUGUUUCCGCUGCUUCUAGAGUUAUUAACAUCAAGAUCUGCAAAUAAACUGGAAACGUAUCAGGAAGUACUUUUCAGAACUUCUGCCAGUUGGGAAAGAGUGAUAUACUGCUCUCCUAAUGGAAUAUGCUACUGAAACAUGUGCUUUAUAACCAGUGAACACUUGCCAUCAACAAUGGUGAUUUUAUUUACAUGCAGCCUUAGAUUUGUAAGAAGAGGGAGGGAGGGAGCUGUAGCUACACAAAAAGAUUAUGGCACAAGUGAUUUUUAACUUAGAAAAAAAAGACAAAAAGAGGAUAAAUGGUGUUAACAUAAAAAAAAUGGAGAAAAUAAAUACGUAACAUUAAUCUGGGAUUAUCUAAUAAAACUGAAAAGUGGAAAUUCCAGGAUAAGCAAAAGCUGAACUUUUCAUGAAAAAUAAACUGUGAAUCUCAUUGCUACAAACAACAAAAUAAUUCUGUUGUGGAUGAUGACUACGGUUAACUAUAUUUUGAAGGAAGGGCGUUAAGUAGUUGCAUAUAUACAAUUGUUGAUAAAUGAUGUGGGAAACGUGUGACAAAAUAUAUUCAUUUGGAAAUCAAAUGGUCUAUACUUGUUAUAGAUAUGUAUGUGUCUAUAACAUGAGUUAGAAUGUUUCCACUUGUAUUGGUGUGAUACUGACUACAACUCAAAGAAUAGUAAUAAAAUCAGACACGAAAACUUUGUGUUAUCAAUUCAGUAUACUUUAUUUGAAGGUUUUGCAUUUAUUUUUACACUUCAAUUUUAAAAAGUUUAUAAAAGUAAAGCUGAGAUGGGUGCCUAAAAUAUAUGAAGACUUUCUUACAAAAUGCUUUAAAACUAAUUAAAAGAAAAAAAAUAAUAUUCCUGAUUUUGAAAUGUUUCAACUAUAUGUAUAUGGUUUUUGACUUUGCAAACAGAAAAAUAUCCAGUUCCAGAUCUGUAUUAAAUAAAAGACAGCAAAUCUAAACAUCUUCAAUCUAAUUUUGUAUCAAUAAUUUAUCUACAUUGGAGUAUUUGAUUGCUUCCUUUACAUACAUCUAGUGUUAAAACUCAACUAAGGAAGGUUUGUUCUCCACAAUCAUUUAAAGGAUUACGCUCUAAAUAUCUGCAUUUUUGUGAGCAUGAAAAUAAACUGCAAUAUUGUUAUAUGCUAGGUAUAAUAAAAACCAUGAUAUCAAGCAUAUCAUAAUAUCAAUUCAUUAUCAUGAAUUACACAAUUUGAAUCACUUGUUUACUGUCAUGAUGUGUGUGACAUCACUUUCCCAUUGCUUCCCCCAUAAUGUACAUUUGUUACAUCAAGAAUCCUGCUUUAAAAUUGACAGGAAGGUGAAUACAUUUGCAUGUCUUCUUCAAUCUUUUGCCUGUCAGUAGACUGUUUCCAUGAUGCAAAGAUGUAUGAUAAACCACACAUAUGUAUUAUCAUAUUUCUGCACAUCUUUUUUAACAUUCAAAUCUUUUAUCAAUUUUUCAUAAAAUCUCUAUAAUCAGCAGAUUUGAUGAUACCUAUUAAUGAAAACACCUGUAUGUGUGUAUGUAUGAUCCAAGCAGCCCAUCAGUAAUUUUGUGAUAUACAAUAUUUCAAAAGUGGUAACAUAAAAUAAGUUCAUAUCUUGGCAUAAAUGUUACAUGUUUCAUACAGCACAUUUCUACACUUGUUUAACAAAACUAUCCUUGAAAUAAAUGUUCACAGAAUUGCAGCAUUGUCAUGAUUGCAGAACAUACAUAUAAUAUAGCAUGAAUACAUAGAAUAACCGAUGUAACAAAUAUUGAAAGAGCAGAAUAUAUGCAGUUUGAUCCAUGAUGUUUCUUUGCAAACUGAUCUAACAUCACCUAGUAGAAUGAGAAACAGAUUCUUUAAACAGCAAUAACUAACACACUAUAUUACAUUGAUUUAUGCAGCUUUGAAAAGGAACAAUAGAUUGAUGAUGCUCUUAUCCAAAAAGCAGGAUAUGGCUGAAAAACAAAGUACAAUCUUUUAUCUCAUGUAAUGCUCCACUGAAAAUGGUUUUCAGUUUAAGGAAACUUUUAUUGCAGUUAGCCAAAAAUCAUAAAUGAAUUUUGACAUAAAAGUGACUUGAUUAGGACAGAACCAUUCAGACUUUGUUUAUUUAAUAUGCUGCCAUCUCAUUAAAAUGAGUUCUAAUGGCUUAAUUCUAAGGGUUGUGUUUUAUAGAACAGAGAAAACAAUUCUAGAUUAAACAGUAUAAUAUACAAGGCCCAUUGAAUACAAACACCACAUUUUUAAAGUAUUAGCUGCUACAAUUCUUCCUUAUAUCACGCUGAAGAGUUCAGAUCCAUUUUUAGAGUCUUGGAAGAUUCUGCUCAGAAAGGUACGCUGAGUUUCUCCCAUUCACUGCGCACUGUGUCAGUAGUAGUAAUAUUUGGGGUGGAACCACAUCUUUUCAAUUGAAGGCAAUUGAAUCUUUGGCUGGCUCUGCGAUACAUAAUCACAUUCUUUUGUGGAUUGUUUUCAUAGGCAAAGUUUCACUUGUUGAUUUUUAUAGCGGUGGUCAUCCGUGUUAUCUCCAGGCAAUACUAACAACUUUUUUUUCAGCUUUGAGAAUAAUGUACUGAUUCAUCAAACUUUGUGGAAGGCUACAAUUAUAUUACAUUGCUUCAGUGGUGGGAUUCAAAUAUGUGAACAACCGGUUCUCUAUGUGGAUGCCUCUUCCAGAAGUCCAUUCUGGGCCUGGGCAACAAAAAAUUAGCUACUGGUUCUGCCGAAGUGGUGCAAACUGGCUGAAUUCCACCACUGCAUUGCUUUCAAUUUGGACUGGUGACAUGGGAGCAGAGAUAAAACAGUUAAUGACCAGAAUAAAAUAAUUAUGGUGGAUGCCAAUAUUUUUAAGACUAUAAUACUGCACACUGUUUUAUAAACAUCUAUGUAUCUCAGGUUUAAGCAGAAUCUCUGAACAUGUUGUGUCCCUGUUGAACUAGAGUUAAAUGCAGGGACAUUCAAUUCAUAUUUUUUAAAUCAUCAAUGAUUCCUUUCUAAUAAUUAACACUAAAUAAGCUUCAUCAAUAUUCCACUUUCACCUCACCCCCUCCUUUUAAUUAUAUAAUAGGGAACAAAAAAAAAUCUAAGACUUGAUAAGAGCAAAUCUUACCUUAAUCCAAUUUUUCUCUGAAAAUGUAUACACAAGCAGUGGUCUAAUAUUUAUUGUAGUAUAAUUUGUUAUUGAAAUUAAAGUACAGAUCAUUCAUGGAACGAUACUUUUGAACUUCACAUCAGUAUAGGAAAUCUGUUUUACUUUGUAGUUUAACAAUUAGACUAUUCUUUUAUACUGCUUCUUCUGUUUUUUUCUCCUUGGCAUCCCCAUUCAACAAAUGUAGAAUUAUUUAAUCAUUGUCACAUGUUUUUAUUUUUAUAUACAGAGUUAUCAAAGCUAAAACUUAUCAGAAAUCAUGGACUUAUUUCUAAGAACUACAAAAAA
Molecule: messenger RNA, 10663 nt
Organism: Crotalus tigris (Tiger rattlesnake)
Lineage: Eukaryota; Metazoa; Chordata; Lepidosauria; Squamata; Viperidae
Product: myosin-11-like
Exons: 9
Coding region: 1537-4278 (913 amino acids)
Source: RefSeq, a predicted model, not a curated record